ACUUGUCACAAGAACCAAAAACAGAGAGAAAGUACCUGGCUGGCUAGUCCACUUCCGGCUAGCUCGCACCACCAGCGAUUUUGACUCAGAGCGAACUAGCGCAGUCUGUCGCUCCGCAAGGCGAACGAACCCCGCCAAAAAAAUCACUUGUGUCUGAUCUGUCUGUUUGUUCUAUUUUACGGUGGGAAUUGAGCCUGUCUGAAUAGCGGGUGGUUCCUUCUGGUGUCUGCCUACGUGCUGAAAAGCAUCUUUGUUUUGCCUUCUUAAACAAACCGAAGAAUCCCCUCAUCAUGGCUGCUGCUGCGGCUGCUGCGGCGGCAUUGGAUCCCAGCAACAGCUCGAAAAAUACCCUCAAGAUAGAAAACUUUGACAAACGAAACGCCCUCCAAGCUAUCGAGAAGAAAUACCAGAAGCAAUGGAAGGACAACAAGGUGUUCGAGGUCGAUGCACCCUCUCUUUCCGAGGUUCCAGCAGGGUCAAUGUCCUCAUCAGAACUUCGCGCGAAAUAUCCCAAAUUCUUUGGCACGAUGGCGUACCCAUACAUGAACGGCACCCUGCACGCGGGACACAGUUUCACCGCUAGUAAGGUUGAAUUCAUGACCAGUGUGGCUCGUAUGCAGGGCAAGAGAGCUUUGUUCCCCUUGGGAUUCCACUGCACCGGAAUGCCUAUUCUUGCAUGCGCCGAUAAACUCAAGGAUGAAAUCAAGUUAUUCGGAACGAACUUCGAAGGAUAUAAAGAGGAACAAGUUGGGCCAGAGCAACCGCCUGCCCCUACACAGGACGUUGCUGUCGACCCAACCAAGUUUUCAGGCAAGAAAAGCAAGGCUGCCGCGAAGACGAUCAAGGCAAAGUACCAGUUCCAGAUUAUGCUUAGUAUUGGCAUUCCAUUAGAGGACAUCCAUAAGUUUGCUGACGCUCACUACUGGCUGCAAUAUUUCCCACCACUUGCUAUCCGUGACUUAGACAACCUGGGCGCAAAGAUCGACUGGCGCAGAGAGAUGACAACUACCGAUGCCAACCCUUACUAUGACGCUUUUGUACGUUGGCAAAUGAACCGUCUGCAUGAGCUAGGAAAGAUCUUGUACGGUAAUCGGUAUACUAUAUAUUCUCCCAAGGAUGGACAACCUUGUAUGGACCACGACCGAACAGAAGGUGAAGGAAUUGGGCCGCAAGAGUACACUGCAUUGAAGGUUAAGGUGACAGAAUGGUCAGCCUCAGCUGCCGAAAUUGUUAAGGGCAAGAUUGAGGAUGAUGCCAAUGUUUACUUCAUCCCUGCUACUCUCCGCCCGGAAACCAUGUAUGGACAGACUGCCAUCUUCUUGGGACCCAAGAUUCCGUAUGGUAUUUUCAAGGUUAAGGAUAAAGAGUAUUAUAUUGUCACGAAACGUGCAGCUUGGAAUAUGGCGUUCCAGGGAACUUUCUUUAGCAGCGACAACUUCCCCAUGACUCAGAACGAGCUCCCCAUGGUUGCCCAGGCUCCAGGCUCUGCUUUUGUCGGCACAUCCGUCUCCGCUCCACUCUCCGUUCAUAAGACAAUCAAGAUAUUGCCUAUGGAAACAGUGUCUGCGACCAAAGGAACUGGUGUUGUGACCUCUGUUCCCUCUGACAGUCCGGAUGACUAUGCCACAAUCACAGAUCUGGCGAAGAAAGCUGAAUAUUAUGGGAUCAAGAAGGAAUGGGCAGAGCUCGAAAUCCCACCGAUCAUUGAAACCCCAACCUACGGCAAUCUCACGGCCCCCGCUUUGGUGAAGCAGUUUAAGAUCAACUCCCCCAAGGAUGCAAGCCAGCUGGCUCUAGCUAAAGACCUCGCUUACAGUGAAGGGUUCUACAAGGGUACUAUGCUUGUUGGUGAAUUCAAAGGCGAGACUGUUCAAACUGCCAAGGACAAAGUGCGACAGUCUCUCAUCAAAAGUGGCGCCGCUUUCCCCUUCGCAGACCCCUCGGGCAAAGUUGUCAGUCGAAGUGGAGAUGACUGCGUUGUGGCUUACUUGGGCCAGUGGUUCUUGAACUACGGUGAAAACGAUGCUGAGUGGCAGAAGGAAGCUUUGAACCAUCUUCUCAAUGGAAUGAACACCUACGCGACCGAAACGCGCAAUGGGUUCGAGGCUAAUCUCAGCUGGUUGAACCGAUGGGCUUGUGCUAGAACAUAUGGUCUUGGCUCCAAGCUUCCGUGGGAUCAAAAAUUUUUGGUUGAGAGUUUAAGUGACAGUACUAUUUACAUGGCCUACUACACAAUUGCCCACCUACUUCACGGUGAUCGAUUCGGCAAAACUCGUGGCUUGCUCGACAUCAAACCCGAGAACAUGAUCGAUGAGGUUUGGGAUUAUAUCUUUACAAGACGUGAGCUUGACGACAGCAUUAUUCAGAAGAGUGGCAUCAGCAAAGAUUACCUCCAGCAAAUGAGACGUGAAUUCGAGUACUUUUAUCCCUUGGACGUCAAUAUCAGUGGCAAGGACCUCAUCCAGAACCAUCUUACAUUCUUCCUCUACAUCCACAUUGCGCUUUUCCCUCCAGAGUUCCGGCCACGUGGAAUCCGUACCAACGGACACUUGUUAUUGAACGGAGAGAAGAUGAGUAAGAGUACAGGCAACUUCUUGACCUUGAAAGAGGCAGUGGAGAAAUACGGCGCAGACGCAGUCCGAAUUGCUUUCGCUGAUGCAGGUGACGGUAUUGAGGACGCUAAUUUCGAUGAGACUGUUGCCAACAGUAAUAUUCUUCGCCUUCACACUCUCAAGGAAUGGGCUGAAGAGGUUGCUAAAGAUGAGACCCUUCGCACCGGCCCAGCAGAUACAUUCUGGGAUAAAUUGUUUAACAAUGAGAUCAACGUGAUUGUUCGGGAAGCAAAGCUCCAAUAUACCGAGACCAACUUCAAACUUGCCCUCAAAUCGGCAUUGUAUGACCUUACUAGUGCCCGCGACGCGUACCGCGAAGCUGCAACUGCUGCUGGGGUGGGAAUGCACAGGGGUGUUAUUCUCCGCUAUCUUGAGAUCCAGGCUCUUAUCAUCGCGCCUAUCACUCCUCAUUGGGCUGAAUACGUCUGGCUUGAGGUGCUUAAGAAGGGUGAUACCAUCCACCACCAAGUUUUCCCUGAAGUACCAGAGGCGGAUGUAGGCCUUUCGGCAGCAUCGACUUAUGUUCGUGGCACUGCGUCCAACAUUAACUCGGCUGAGGCAGGCAUCGCCAAGAAGCUUGCCAAGGGCAAGGGAGUGUUAUUUGAUCCCCGCAAGCCGAAGAGGAUUACGAUCUACGCGGCCAAGAACUACCCAGCAUGGCAAGAGAAAUACAUCGACCUUGUGCGCGAAUCGUUUGAUAAGCUCAACGUGUCCAUUGACGAAAAGGCAUUGAAUGCCAAGGUUGGCAAGUUGGGCGAGAUGAAGAAGGCGAUGCCAUUUGUGCAAGGAUUGAAGAGGCGGUUGAUCCACAACAAGGAAACUCCUGAGACAGUCUUUGACCGAAAGCUUCCAUUCGAUGAACUCGCCGUGCUCCAGGAACUCGUCGUUGGCUUGAAGCGGACGACGGGGGCCAAGGAAAUCGAAGUCGUGGCUGUUGACGACGGUGGCAAGACCGGCACUGUCGUGGGCACUGGCGAGAAGAGAGAGAAUAUCGCUGGGGACAAUGCGGUGCCCGGCCAGCCCAGUUUUCAAUUCGCUAAUAUUGAGUAAGAGGUUCUAGAUAAUAAGCAUAAAAUGCAAUUUUCCUUCUUCUAUUUCAGCUGGAUAUCUUUGCAAGGGACUAAGA
Molecule: messenger RNA, 3738 nt
Organism: Talaromyces proteolyticus
Lineage: Eukaryota; Fungi; Ascomycota; Eurotiomycetes; Eurotiales; Trichocomaceae
Product: leucyl-tRNA synthetase
Exons: 5
Coding region: 291-3662 (1123 amino acids)
Biological process (GO): leucyl-tRNA aminoacylation
Molecular function (GO): ATP binding; aminoacyl-tRNA deacylase activity; leucine-tRNA ligase activity
Source: RefSeq, a predicted model, not a curated record